Messenger RNA from Momordica charantia (bitter melon), 1878 nucleotides. RefSeq names its product Exostosin family protein. NCBI's taxonomy places the organism in Eukaryota, Viridiplantae, Streptophyta, Magnoliopsida, Cucurbitales, Cucurbitaceae. The record is from RefSeq and is a predicted model, not a curated record. Gene Ontology annotation, molecular function: glycosyltransferase activity.
CAAUCUGUAAAAAAAAAACCCAAAUUUUUUUCUCUCUCUCUGCUUUCUCAUCCUUUUUAACAUGCCAAUCCAUUAACUCUGCAACCAGUUUUCUCCCAAAUUCCAUUUUUUACAGAGAUGAAGUUGCCAAUAUCUGUGCUUCCUCUCAUCGCUCUUACUUGUCUUCUUGUUUUUUUGGGUCCUCGGUUCUCGUCGGAGUGGGGCUCUGCUUCCUCCGAAACAGAGGAUUUCCGUUCAAAUACGACGGCGCCGCCGCAGCCCGAUCAGACCGUGGAGAAAAAACGACUACAGCCACCUAUCUCUUAUUACUCUGUUUCGAACCACUCUGUUUUUUCUUCUUCUCCUCCGCCACCACAACCGAUCAAUGAAAAACAGAACAGUGUUCUGCAAAUUCCUAACACGACAGUCAACGAAGGUUUGGGAGAAACCGCCAUUAAUGAAGUGAGAAGAAAUGUUUCUUCAGAUGGGGCGGCGGUGAAAGCCAGAAGGCAGAGGGAAUUUACGAAAUUGGAGAGAAUCGAAGCGGGGCUUAGAAGAGCGAGAGCCGCCAUUAGAGAGGCCAAGUUCCAAAACCAAACCCAGGAUCCUGAUUUUGUUCCGGCUGGGCCAAUGUAUUGGAAUGCCAAAGCAUUUCAUAGGAGCUACUUGGAAAUGGAGAAAGAGCUGAAGAUCUUUGUGUAUGAAGAAGGGGAGCCUCCCCUGUUUCACAAUGGCCCCUGCAAGAGCAUCUACUCGACCGAAGGCAAUUUCAUCAAUGCCAUCGAAAUGGACUCCCGCUUUCGAACCAAAGAUCCCGACAAGGCCAAUCUCUUCUUCCUCCCCGUAAGCGUGGCCAUGCUUGUUCGGUUCGUGUACGUCUCCAACUCUCAUGAUUUCUCUCCAAUUCGACACACCGUCGUUGAUUAUGUCAAUGUCAUCGGAACCAAACACCCCUUCUGGAAUCGCACACUCGGCGCUGAUCAUUUCAUGCUCUCGUGCCACGAUUGGGGCCCAGAGGCUUCAAAAUCAGUUCCCCAUUUGUACAAAAACUCAAUCAGAGUCCUCUGCAAUGCCAACACUUCCGAGGGCUUCAACCCCUCCAAGGACGUAUCCUUCCCUGAAAUCAAUCUCCAGACGGGUUUCUUAACCGGAUUUCUUGGCGGCCCGUCUCCAUCCCGCCGCCCGAUUCUGGCAUUCUUCGCCGGAGGCCUCCACGGCCCGAUAAGGCCAAUUCUAAUCCAGCAGUGGGAGAAUCGAGACGACGACAUCCGAGUCCACCAGUACCUCCCCAAAGGAGUGUCUUACAUGGAGAUGAUGAGGAAGAGCAAAUUCUGCCUCUGCCCCAGCGGAUAUGAAGUUGCCAGCCCCAGAAUCGUGGAGGCCAUCUACACCGGCUGCGUUCCGGUCCUGAUUUCCGACCACUACGUCCCGCCGUUCAGCGACGUCCUCAACUGGAAAUCGUUCUCCGUCCAAGUCCCCGUCCGGGACAUCCCCAAUUUGAAGACGAUCCUCACCGGAAUUUCGACGCGGCAGUAUCUCAGAAUGUACCGGAGAGUGGUCAACGUGCGGCGGCACUUUGAAGUCAACUCUCCGGCCAAGAGAUUUGAUGUGUACCACAUGAUCCUGCACUCUGUGUGGCUGAGGAGACUCAAUCUUGGAGUGCGCCAAUCGUGACCGUUGGAGUUGGUUUUUGAUCAAUUUGUAUACAUAUUCAUAUUCUUAUUUCUCUUCUAAAUUGUUUAUAUUUUGUUUUCGUAAUUUUUUGUUCUAUGCGUUCUCUAAUUUGAUUGGGAGUUGAAUUCAUGGUAGGUAGUUGGGUCGUGAUCAUUUUGUUUUGUUGGUUCUUCUUAGAAUAGUUUAUAGCCCAUUUUAAGAAAAAUUCACAAGAUUUUGUUUUGA